Molecule: messenger RNA, 3179 nt
Organism: Lactuca saligna
Lineage: Eukaryota; Viridiplantae; Streptophyta; Magnoliopsida; Asterales; Asteraceae
Source: the annotation of a GenBank genome assembly
GAAUUAUAAUUAUAAAAACGGUCGGGAGUUUGAAAUAAUGGAGAUGUGACCUCUGGGAAGAAAAGUCUGCUCACACAGCAAACACUGAUACAUGUUCAGUGUACAUACUAUUGCACACAUCGCCGCCGUGUAACAGAGCUCUGAGCAUUAUGGCAUCUCGGCUGUGGUUGUGCUUGACGAUCAUCGCCACCGUAGCUCGAGCUCAAACCACCACCGAUCCAGCUGAAGCGCGAGUUAUACAUGCAAUGUUCAGCCACUGGGGGAUACCAGAAAGUGCAGCAACAACGAGGGGAUGGAACCUAAGCGGAGACCCAUGCACCGGCGCCGCCGUCGACUCUACCAACUUCAAUGACGGUAAUUACAAUCCCGGUAUCAAAUGCAACUGUAAUUUCCCGAAUUCUACUUGCCACAUCACUGCACUGAAAGUUUAUGCAUUGGAUGCUAGGGGCACAAUCCCUGAAGGACUCUGGACUUUGUUUAACCUUACUAUUAUUAAUUUGGCCCAGAACUACUUGACAGGUCCCUUGUCACCUUCCAUUGGCAAUUUAACUCAAAUGCAAUACAUAACUAUCAGCAUCAAUGCAUUAUCAGGGCAGGUUCCACGAGAGAUAGGACAGCUUACGGAUCUUAGAUUACUCUCAUUUAGCGGAAACAAUUUCAAUGGUUCUCUGCCACCUGAAAUUGGAAAUUUGAGAGAAUUACAACAAAUUUACAUUGAUAGUUCUGGAGUUACUGGUGAAAUACCUCCUUCAUUUGCUAAUUUACGGAACUUGCAGACAGUAUGGGCUUCUGAUAAUGGAUUCACAGGCAGAAUACCGGAGUUUAUAGGGAAUUGGUCACAGUUACAAGCAUUGAGGUUUGAGGGAAACUCUUUUGAAGGUUCAAUACCAUCUUCAUUUUCUAGACUGGCCUCUUUGCAGGAGUUGAGGAUAAGUGGUUUAUCUAAUGGAAAUCUGGAUUUUAUUCAGAAUUUGAAGUCCCUUAGUGUUCUAAUGUUGAGGAAUAACAAACUUUCUGGCUCUAUUCCAAAUGACAUAGGUGAACAUGUCAACUUGACACUACUGGAUUUGAGUUUCAACAAUUUGAGUGGGGUGAUUCCAAGAGGAUUGUUCAACUUGAGUCAAAUGUCUUUCUUGUUUCUUGGAAACAACAGUUUAACCGGUACCCUUCCCAAUGCAAAGAGCACAACUCUCCGCAAUAUUGAUUUGUCAUACAAUGAACUAUCUGGGACACUUCCUUCUUGGGCUAUUGACCCAACCUUACAAGUUAACAUAGUUUCGAACAACUUCACUUUGAACAAUUCGGGAUUAAAUUGUCUCCAAAGGGGUUUCCCUUGUGGUCGUGGAUCGCCAAUGUAUAGUGACUUUGGAAUCAACUGUGGUGGUCCACGGAUUACAUCCUCAAGUCGUUUAGUCCAUGAGCAAGAUAACGGACAACUGGGGCCCGCAACAUACUAUUUGACUCCCGAAAGUAGGUGGGGUGUCAGCAAUGUGGGACGAAGGGACAACCCUGUGGAUAUUGUGUCCUCCCAACGCCAAUUCACAAACACUUUAGAUUCAGAACUCUACCAAACAGCAAGACUCUCUGCUGGAUCUUUAAGAUAUUACGGUUUAGCCCUUGAGAAUGGUAACUACACUGUAAACCUCCGCUUCGCAGAACUUGAGAUUGAAGAUGGUCUCACUUGGAGAAGCCUUGGAAGGCGUGUAUUUGACAUUUAUGUCCAGGGAAACAUGGUGAUUCAAGAUUUUGAUAUAAAAAGGGAAGCAGGGGGAGCUUCAAAUAGACCUGUUACGAGGGAAGUGAUAGUUGAGGUUUCAAAUAACUAUCUUGAAGUACAUUUGUUUUGGGCUGGAAAAGGGACUUGUUGUAUACCUACUCAAGGAACUUUUGGACCUCUUAUAUCAGCAAUCAGUGCUACCCCAAAUUUUAUCCCUAGUGUGAGCAAUAAUCCACCUUCCAACAAGAAGAAUAAUAAUACCGGUUUGAUUGUAGGGAUUUUGGUUCCGAUUGUAGUUGUGAGUUUUUUGGUGUUAUUAGCCCUGUAUAUUCUUCGUCAGCGAAGGAAAAAGAAGAAUAAUGAUGACAAUUAUGAUGAAGAGUUUCUGGGAAUUGAGGCGAGACCAUAUACCUUUAGUUAUGAAGAACUGAGAGAUGCAACAAAUGAUUUUAGUCCUGCAAAUAAACUUGGUGAGGGUGGUUUUGGACCCGUUUACAAGGGAACACUUGCUGAUGGGAGAGUAAUAGCUGUUAAACAACUAUCGAUAGCUUCCCAACACGGUAGGAGUCAAUUUGUUGCAGAAAUUGCUACAAUAUCCGCAGUCCAACACCGUAACCUCGUGAAAUUAUACGGAUGCUGCAUCGAUGGAGCAAAACGACUUCUUGUCUAUGAGUAUCAUGAAAACAAGAGCCUCGAUCAAGCAUUAUUCGGAAGCAACAAAUUGUCGCUUAUAUGGUCCACCCGUUUUGACAUAUUAAUGGGCUUAGCACGGGGUCUCACGUAUCUCCAUGAGGAAUCUCGCAUACGGAUUAUACACAGAGAUGUGAAAUCCAGCAAUGUUUUGCUUGAUUCUGAUAUGAACCCUAAGAUAUCAGAUUUUGGUCUGGCCAAACUUUAUGAUGACAAGAAAACACACAUGAGUACUCGUGUUGCAGGCACAAUUGGGUAUCUGGCACCAGAGUACGCAAUGCUUGGACACCUCACGGAAAAGGCUGAUGUGUUUGGGUUUGGAGUUGUGGCUUUAGAGAUUGUCAGCGGAAGGUCCAAUUCUGAUUCAUUUUCUGAAGAUGAGAAAAUACAUCUCCUUGAAUGGUCAUGGAACCUACACGAAGGGAACCGAGAACUCGAAUUAGUGGAUGAGGAAUUGUCUGAAUUUGAUGAAAAUGAAGUGAAAAGAGUAAUAAGAGUUGCCCUUUUAUGCACGCAAACUUCGCCAACAUAUCGACCACCAAUGUCGCGUGUGGUGGCCAUGAUUUCGGGUGAUGUUGAAGCAAGUGGUGAAAUUACACGGCCUGAGUACUUGACGCGGUUAAAAUUUGAUGAUGCUGCAAUUUUUAAGAGUUCGGUUCAAAAUUCGGUUAGUGAUGGUGUGACAAGUACGAGUAACUCGACUGUUUCACCAUGCACACCAAAUGAUAUUUCUCGACCGAUGCUUAGUGAGUUUAUUGGAGAAGGUAGGUGA